AUGUCUAUACCCGAGCAUAAAUUUCCAAACACCAUACUUCCGUCGUCUAAUGCACUAAUGCAGUCCGAGAUAGUCCUGCCGCUGCCACGCUCUUUAUCUGCAAAUUGCAGAAUUGUCUCGCACAUGUCCUCUCCAACGGAUGGGAUCUUCCAGAACAGAAUUCAGGCCCCCAUCAUGACGCCAUUUGCGCAUGAGAGUGACCCUGGGCGAAAAACUCACGGGCUCAACGCCCUUGGUGAAGAAGGUUCCUACUCUAAAUCGCAUGCAAAAUCCAGAAGACUAGCGUCCCUCCACAGGGGUAUUCUAAAUGUUGAUGAUAGUUGCAGAAGCACGACCCCAUCGGCCUUACCGAUCACACCCAAGAUUGUAAUGUUCAGUACGAGUUUCAACCAAAACCGCAAGACUGGUAAGGUUGGUAAACACCACACACAGCAAGGAGCCUCCGAUGAAACGCCUGACGAGCCGCGGAGCAACCACCGACAGCGUCAUAAAAAACGUAUGCACGACAAAGUGGAUUCUACUAAUAGUAAAUAUCAGGAGAUGUCUUCUCUCAUUCCGUGCUACUCAUCUUAUUCUGUCGGCUUGGACUCUGCCAGCGUUGUUGUUAAACAGAGCCCCAAAGAUCCGGCUAUCGCCAUCUCUGAGAACCGUACCGACGUCCAUUUUAUAUGGCCGUCGCUCCACGUGAAUGGAGGGAUUGACAACAUCGGCUUGCCGCAGACGUUGCAGGUACCUCGCUAUUCCGAUUUACACUCCCCGGGACGUACGAAUAAUAGCAGUCGUCCAUACCCAAACAUCACUUCAUAUAAUUCGCUCACCAAAUCAAGUGGUGCGUGCGCAAUUACCCCACUCAGUGAUGGCAAUUGUGCCACAAACAAUAAGGUUUCCUCUCAGGAAACCAACAGUCAACUAUUGACAAGCUUUUCCACAUCCACCGCCGAUUAUGUAAACGGGCACAAUCAUACCCCUCGGGAAGAGUUGAACGGGGGUUGCACCUGUGCCCACUUUCAGCGGUCUUCUCAGAUGAAGCCAGGUGAUAAUGUGUGCAAGAUUUUGUUGACCAAUUCCAUAGAGGGCAGUAAAACCGAAAGGGGUCUUGCCUUGCGUGUCCGACUGAACCACAAGGCUCUUAUCGGCAAAGGGAGCUACGGAAUGGUCUUUCAGGCGAUGGUUCUUGAUACCAACCGCAUUAUAGCAGUGAAGGAGAUCCCAAUCGGCAACUCCCUUCGGCGUUUGCACCACCCCCAUGAGAGUGACAGCAACUGCCGCCACAGCUGUGGUCCUGGAGCUUCGGGGGAAUUGGAGGGGGGGACGACCGGGGCAUCCUCCAUACCAGUCGAUAUUGUAAAGAUGCCUAGCUCCUCGUUGAACAAUAACAGCGCUGAUUUUCAAUCCAAAUUAGACUUGGUGUGGAGAGAGUUGUCGCUGAUGCGAGAGCUGGAUCACCCUAACAUCGUUAAGUAUCUUGGUGAAGAGAUUGAUGACUCCUAUAUUCGUAUUUACAUGGAGUACGUCUCGGGCGGGAGCAUCAGCUCCCUUCUACGCACCUUCGAUUCUUUCCAGGAGUCACAGGUGGCAAACUUCACCCGACAAAUUCUCCAGGCUGUUACUUAUCUGCACUCGAAGGGGAUUGCCCACUACGAUCUGAAGGGUGACAACCUACUCGUGGAUCCGAGCGGGACGCUCAAGUUGGCGGACUUCGGCACCGCACAGGAGAUUAAUUCAAAGAAGGGCGUCACCAAAAUCGCUGGCACCGCAUACUUUAUCGCUCCUGAGGUCGUUAUCCAGGGCACUUCGGACUUCAAGUCGGACAUCUGGUCCGUAGGUUGCUGCGUGAUUGAGAUGUUGACAGGGGUGGCGCCGUUAUCCCAUCUCGCCACAAAGUACUCCGUGUUGAUGAUGCUUGCAGAGUCCACUGAUGACAUAUUCAAGCACUACAUCCCUAAGGAACAUAAUUGGUCGCCCGAUGUAGUGGAUUUUCUCAUGCAAUGCCUCCAAUGGGAUCCGGCCAAGCGGCCGUCGGCAGCGCAGCUUCUAACUCACCGUUGGCUGAUGCAUCCUCCGACGGACGUCGGCACCACCACCAACAACAACAGCCCUACGGUUACUACGCAAAUCACGGCACGAAUGUACCCCCCCCCUCGCCCCUUCUGCUGUCAAGCGGUGCGCGUGAGCAACUCACCAAUCCGAAAGCGCAUAAUAUUCCUACUACGCUUUCUCCUGUCAUGUUAA
Phytomonas sp. Hart1 is the source of this 2232-nucleotide messenger RNA. NCBI's taxonomy places the organism in Eukaryota, Euglenozoa, Kinetoplastea, Trypanosomatida, Trypanosomatidae. The record is from the annotation of a GenBank genome assembly.